UAAAUACAGCUGAUUAAUCGGCCGAACGUUCGUCAAGUCGGGUAGUAUAUUUUUGACAGCUGAUUCAGUGCGAUUUUUUAGUCCACGCAAUCGCCAAAAUAGACGUCUGCCAAUCACGUUCGGAGCACACGCGUCUAUUUUUCCUCGUUUUCACGAUCGUGCGUAAACUUCGUGCUCGGAUCGAUGCGGACGCGAACGUCGAUCGUGUUUACGUUACGCUGCGUUCCUGUCUCCCGCGCAAAAACCCAAGUGAAGUUUUCGCGGAGGUUAUAAAGGGAAGCACAGUUUCGUCGUCUCUUCCGGGACGCGGAUAACGUUUGUUAUCGUAUUCCGGAUGAGCGUGAGUGCGCGAUUAUGGCGAUAAUAAAGGUUACGUUCCCAUCGGACGGUCCGCCUGGGAAAAUAUUGAAGUGGCGAGUACGUUUAGACACAAUGGUCGCGGCGGGCAGAGUACUGUUGUUGUAUCAAAAUACAACGCCGGGCGUCGAGAACGAGGAUGCCAAGGAACCCGAGAGGAAGCUACGAGCCACAAAUUUCGGCCGCGUUAAGCAAAUCCUCGCCAAGGAGGGUGACAUCAUCCAACCUGGGGAAGAGAUAGCUCUAUUGGAAGGGUGUACACAUCCUACUGUGAUGAUAGACUUGUGUGCAGAAUGUGGAGCAGAUUUGAGGGUGCAUGAAACUGGGAAAGAUGGAAAUACAGCUGGAAUAUCGCAAGCCAGUGUGCCUAUGGUACACAGCAUACCAGAGCUGAAAGUAUGUCCUGAGUUAGCUGAGAAAAUUGGGAAAGAAGAUGAGCAGCGUCUUUUGAAGGAUCGAAAAUUAGUCCUACUUGUGGAUCUCGAUCAGACAAUAGUUCAUACCACAAAUGAUAAUAUUCCACCUAAUUUGAAAGAUGUUUUCCAUUUUCAAUUAUAUGGACCAAACUCCCCAUGGUAUCAUACCAGAUUAAGACCAAACACUCGACAUUUUCUCUCAGAGAUGAGUCGUUUGUACGAAUUACAUAUUUGCACCUUUGGAGCAAGGAUUUAUGCACAUACUGUUGCAUCAUUACUAGAUAAAGACGGGGUUCUAUUCUCUCACAGGAUACUUUCUAGAGAUGAAUGUUUUGAUCCAGCAUCAAAAACUGCAAAUCUCAAAGCUUUAUUUCCAUGUGGUGACGAUUUAGUAUGUAUCAUAGAUGAUAGGGAAGAUGUAUGGCAAGGAUGUGGAAAUCUGGUUCAGGUUAAACCUUAUCACUUUUUCCGUCACACCGGCGAUAUUAACGCACCACCGGGAUUGGAAAAAGGUGACACUUCGCAUCCAUCUGAUCCUACAAAUAUAAAUGAAUCAGAUGUAAAUGAGUUGCAAAAUAGGGACAACAAGAAUGGAGUGUCUGAAUCAUUAAGUGAAGUCGGACAGUUGUCAUCAGAUACUUCACCAGUAGAAAAAAUAAAUAAUGAAAAAAAUGAACAAGAUGAAAAAUUUGAAGAUAAAGAAACAAAGAACGGAAAUGCUAAAGUGAAUAUUGAAGAAAAUGCAGAUUCCAAUAUUCAGUCUAGUAUUGAAGAGGAUGAUAAGAUAAAUAAAGAAGCUGCAUUACCUACAGAAACAGAAAUGGAUAAUAAGCAAGAAGCAUCAAAACAGGAAAGUAAUAUAAUAGACGAAGAUGACGAUGAUUACCUAUUAUACUUGGAAGAUAUUCUUCGGAGAAUUCAUACUGAAUUUUACGCUACAUUAGAUCAAGGGAAUGGUCGAAAAUCUCUCCGAGAUAUAAUUCCGCGGGUACGUUCUCAAGUGCUGAAAGGAUUGUGUUUAACUUUCAGUGGUUUGAUACCCACUCAUCAAAAGCUUCACCAAAGCCGCGUAUAUAAAGUCGCGAGAGCAUUUGGGGCGGAAGUGACUCAGGAUUUGACGGAAAAAACCUCGCAUUUAGUUGCUAUUAGAAAGGGUACAGCUAAAGCGAACACAGCCAGAAAAGACGCAAAUAUAAAAAUUGUAAAUCCAGAAUGGUUGUGGACGUGCGCGGAACGCUGGGAACAUGUAGAUGAACGUCUAUUUCCUCUCACUUCACAGGCCCGCGGAUCCAGAGUACCACCGCCACAUUGCAGUAGCCCUGACCGUGUCGAAGACCUAGAAAGCGAUAAUGCAAAUUCCUUCGCUAAUUCUAUCAAUCCAUUAAUGUCAUUCACUCAGGAGGAAAUCGAGUUUAUGGAUAAGGAAGUAAAUGAGGACAUGGAAGAACAAGAUAUGGUUUUUGAAGAUGCGGAUGACGCGGAAGAAUUUGGAACGAAAAAACAUUAUCUAAGUUCUGACUCUGAGGAUUCUCUAAAUGGUGAAUCGCAAAUGUCAAGAAGAAAGAAGAGAAAGAUUUACAAUGGCAACUCUGAUAAAAGUUCUUCAGAAGAUAAAGAUGAAAUAUAUGACAGUGAUAAUGAUAAUGAUGAAGAUAAUAAUGAUGACGACGAUGAUGAUGUCGACGAUGAUGAUGACGACGACGACGAUGAUCCUGUUACAUUGUUUAGAAGAGGACAAGAUUUACCUGAUGAUUUAGAUUUUGGUGACAAUUCACAGGAUUCAAUAGAUGACCUGGAAGGAGAUAAUGAAGAUGAUCGAGAAUGGAAUGCAUUGGGUGCUGCACUUGAAAGAGAGUUUCUUUCUGAGUGAUAAGUUUGAAUAUUAGUAUUCUGAUUAUUGGAUGAUUCUCUUUCACUCAGGUUAUCUUGUGUUAUUUAUACAUUUCAAGUUCGAUAGUUGAAGCAGGGUUAUUGAUAAUAAUAAAUGUUAUGAUAAUAAUAAAUUAUUUGUGUACUCUGAUGUAAUCAGAGCAAGAUAUAAAAAUAUUAAAUAUUUGAAGAAAGUAAGUUAAAAUGACUAAUCUAUAUAUAAAACAAAAAUAUAAAAAAUGGAAAGAUUCUCUCUAUGUUGAAUAAUUCAUAUGUUUUAAACUUUCAAAUUAUACAUACAAAUCUAUACAAAUGUGCAUGGAAAUGUACAUGUGUACAAAUAAGUAUGUACAUGAUAUCAGUCUAUAUUACACAACAGGCAAGAAUCAAUUUCAGAGAUGAGAAUAAAUAAUUUUAUUCUUCGAAAAAGUGAUUUAUGUAAAUGACAACUGUCAUAGCAUUGUAAAUAAUGUAUUUGAACAUAUUUGUGAGAUAUUUCCUCAUGCAUAAAGAACAUGCAAUACAAUUUUAUUGUACCAAAAAAUAUUAGGGAAUAAAACUUAUUUUCUUUAAUAUUUUUAAAGAA
Nylanderia fulva is the source of this 3228-nucleotide messenger RNA. It is a transcript of the gene Fcp1, whose product is annotated as RNA polymerase II subunit A C-terminal domain phosphatase Fcp1. The record is from RefSeq and is a predicted model, not a curated record. Gene Ontology annotation, cellular component: nucleus. Lineage: Eukaryota; Metazoa; Arthropoda; Insecta; Hymenoptera; Formicidae. Gene Ontology annotation, molecular function: RNA polymerase II CTD heptapeptide repeat phosphatase activity.